Messenger RNA from Lathyrus sativus (Indian pea), 1320 nucleotides. The record is from the annotation of a GenBank genome assembly. NCBI's taxonomy places the organism in Eukaryota, Viridiplantae, Streptophyta, Magnoliopsida, Fabales, Fabaceae.
AUGCUUGAUUUAGAAUGGAAAUCAAACAUGCUAAACUCAAACCUACCACCCAAAUCACCCAAACUAUCCUUACCCACUUUACAUCUCCCUCUUCCACUCUCCCCAAACGACAUCUCAACCGCGUCGCCCACUGUUUGCACAGCGUACGACAACUAUCUCCGCCUCUCUCACUUCAAAACCCUCUGGGCCUCAUCCAGUUUCCCUAACUGGACCAACGAGCCCAUCGUAAAACCCGCCUUACAAGCCCUCGAAAUCACUUUCCGUUUCAUUCUAACCGUUUUAUCAGACCCGAGACCCUACAUCAACAAACGCGAGUGGGCACGACGCGUCGAAUCACUUGCGAAAGCCCAAAUCCAUCUCAUCGCAAUGCUAUGCGAAGAAGAGGAACAAAACCCAAACACGCGUGGUAAAACACCGGUGAGUGACGUCAGCAAUAUAACCCAAAACAAAUUCAGAACCUACAGCGAGGAAAGCUUGCUUCCGAAACUCGCCACCUGGCAGAAUUCGAAACAAAUAGCGCAGAGAAUUCUCUCCACCGUGGAAACCGAAAUGAUGACGUGUCCUUAUACGUUAGGUUUAGGAGAACCUAAUAUUAACGGAAAACCAAUUCUCCGUUACGACGACGUUUGUAAACCGAAUUUCAUACACUCGUUAGAAACAACGCCGUUUGAUCAUAUACAGAACCACGAGAAUAGAACUUUACACGCGACGCACCAGAUCGUUGAGUCAUGGACACGCUCGGCGCGUGUGUUAUUGAAGAGAGUGAAUGAAUCAAUCGAUAAUAAAAGAUUCGAGAAUGCCGCGAGUGAGAUCUACGCGGUGGAGAGGAUCUGGAAGAUUCUAUCGGAGGUGGAAGAUUUGCAUCUAAUGAUGGAUCCGGCGGAUUUUCUGAAACUGAAGAAGCAGCUAGGGAUGAGAACAUUGAACGAAACGUUACCAUUUUGUUUCCGGUCGAAGGAGUUGGUAGAGAUGACGAAGAUGUGUAGAGAUCUGAAAGGAAAAGUGCCGGAGAUUUUGGAAGUUGAGGUGGACCCGACGGGUGGGCCCGGAGUAAUGGAAGAAGCGAUGAAGGUGUAUUCGGAGAAGAAAACUGGGUUCGAGAAGGUUCAUGUGUUGCAAGCGAUGCAGGGGUUAGAGUCGGCGAUGAAGAGAUUUUUCUAUGCGUAUAAACAGGUUUUGACGGUUGUGAUGGGAAGUAGUGAGUCAAAGUUGGAGUCGUUGAGUCAGAUAUUUCUUGAACCUACUUGUUUUCCUAGCUUGGAUGCUGCUAAGACUUUUCUUGGGUACUAUUGGGAGAAUAGCGAAAAUAUUACUUGGUAA